AUGACCAACAUUCCUCAACUAGUUUUCGGUGGAGCCUCUAUUGCAACCGAUGGAAGUUUCAGAAAUGUGGCUGAGGUCUCAACCUUACUGGAAGCCCUUGAAAGAGAAGGGAUCGAGGAGAUAGAUACCGCUCAAAUUUAUGGUGCUAGUGAACAACUCCUAGGUGAAGCCGGGGUUUCGUCGCGGUUCUUGGUCGAUACCAAACACUCAGGGGGCUGGUCGGCUGGCAGCUCAUCGCGUGAGGAUGUUUACCAAAAGGGACUUGAAAGCCUGAAAAGGCUUGGAGUUGAUAAUGUUAACAUUUUCUAUCUCCAUGCUCCUGAUCCCGAGAUCCCUCUCAAGGAAACUCUAGCUGGUAUUAACGAUCUGUACCAGGCAGGAAAGUUUGAGACCUUUGGGUUAUCGAACUUCACCCCUGAGGAAGUCAGCGAGGUCGUUAGCGUGGCCAAGGACAACGACUUCAUCCUCCCAAAGGUCUAUCAAGGAAAUUAUAACUUGGUUUCUCGAAACAUUGAAGUGGACCUAUUCCCAGUCCUUCGUGAGAAUGGAAUCGCAUUUUUUGCGUACAGCCCCAUUGCUGGCGGCUUUUUGACCAAGACCAGAGCUCAACUGGUUGAAGGCACGAAGGGAGACGGGCGAUGGGAUCCUCAAUCAAGCAUGGGAUCAUUUUACCAUAUGAUGUACAGCAAGCCAAUUUUUUUUCAGGCUCUUGAUGAGUGGAAUGCCAUCUCCGAGUCAUCGGGCAUUCCAAAGGCCGAACUCGCAUACCGGUGGAUUGCUUUCCACUCCGCUCUCGAUGCACAACUGGGAGAUGGACUUGUGAUUGGAGCGAGCAGUACGGACCAGUUGAAGCGCACCAUCGUUGCUCUCAAUAAUGGAAGUCUUCUUGAUUCCGUCGCUGACCAAAUUUCUGCUAUCUGGGAAAUUGUGAAGAAAGAUUCGAUCACCAAUAACUUUGAUUUGGUCAGAUCGUAG
Molecule: messenger RNA, 975 nt
Organism: Penicillium malachiteum
Lineage: Eukaryota; Fungi; Ascomycota; Eurotiomycetes; Eurotiales; Aspergillaceae
Product: aldo/keto reductase family protein
Exons: 2
Coding region: 1-975 (324 amino acids)
Cellular component (GO): cytosol
Molecular function (GO): oxidoreductase activity
Source: RefSeq, a predicted model, not a curated record